Molecule: messenger RNA, 1641 nt
Organism: Hirsutella rhossiliensis
Lineage: Eukaryota; Fungi; Ascomycota; Sordariomycetes; Hypocreales; Ophiocordycipitaceae
Product: protein phosphatase 2C domain-containing protein
Exons: 5
Coding region: 1-1641 (546 amino acids)
Biological process (GO): protein dephosphorylation
Molecular function (GO): protein serine/threonine phosphatase activity
Source: RefSeq, a predicted model, not a curated record
AUGCAUCGCGCGGCCCUCAGGGCGUUCCGGACAACAUCCACCUACCUCAGCGCCGCCCGCCACCUCUCCCGCAGCUCGCCGUCCGGAGCCUCCCAUCGCGUCCCCACGUCUGCCGCCAGCGACCUCCUCGCCAAGCGCCGGCAGCAACACUCCAGCGCCCAUGUGCCGCUGAAGUCCUCCAUGUUCUUCCGCCGAUUGCCCGUCGCCCUCGUCUCAGGUCUCGUUGUCGGCUACGGCGCCUGGUACUCUCUCAACUCGGCCUCCGUCCCCGGCGGCCAGGCCGUCUCGCGCAGCUUCACCUCGACCCAGGGCGCUAGCUAUGCCACCCCAACCCGCACCGUCUUAGUCGUCGGCGCGGACGAGCUCAGGCAGGGCACCAUUGUCGGCGAGGGGCCCAUAUCAAAGCCCACGGGCGACGACGGCCAGCGCAUCGUCGAAAUGUUGACGCCCGGCCAGGCCACCCAGAAGCUGCGCCGCUUGGAGCAGUCCUUUUCCGUCAACCGUGGCGAGGGUGUCAUCCGAUACGACCUGGCUCAGCUGCCGAGCAAUGACCCCAUCGAGGACGACCACGCCGAAAAGAUUGUCGAGGUUCCCAGCCGCUCCAAGGGCCCUGAUGGGAGCAGCGACUGGAUGUUUUGGGGCGUCUUUGAUGGCCAUUCCGGCUGGACUACGUCGGCCACUCUACGUGAAAGCCUCAUCAGCUACGUCGCCAGGGAGCUCAACAACACCUACAAGGCGGCAAAGAGCCCUGCCGCUCCCGCCCCCGAUGCCAUCGACCUGGCCAUCAAGACGGGCUUCAACCGUCUGGACCAUGAGAUAGUCCACAAGAGCGUCGAGAAGGUCUUCAAGGCCAGCUCCAAGACCGUCGCCGCAGAGCUUCUGCAGCCUGCCUUGUCCGGCUCCUGCGCCCUCUUAUCCUUCUACGACAGCAAAAGCAAGCUUCUACGCGUCGCCUGCACGGGCGACUCCCGGGCCGUACUGGGACGCCGAUCCGAUUCGGGAAAAUGGACGGCAACCGCCUUGUCCGAGGAUCAGACGGGCAGCAAUCCUCAAGAGGCCGCACGCAUGCGCAAGGAGCAUCCGGGCGAGGACAAUGUGGUUCGCAACGGCCGCGUUUUGGGUGGACUGGAACCAUCCCGCGCCUUUGGUGACGCCGUCUACAACCCGUCCCCUCUUCUCAAAACGCCUCCUUACGUGACGGCGGAGCCCAUCAUCACCACAACCAAGAUCGAGCCGGAAAAGUGUGACUUUCUGGUCCUUGCCACCGACGGGCUGUGGGAGAUGUUGACCAACGACGAGGUGGUAGGACUCGUGGGCCAGUGGAUCGAGACGCAGGCCGCCGGCUCCUCGUCGAGCUCGCAAUUCGACAGUGCGUGGUCCAAGGUCUUUGGGUCACACACCAAGGACCGCUUCACCGUCAAGGACAAAAACGUGGCGACGCAUCUGGUCCGCAACGCCCUCGGCGGGACAAAUGACGAGCAAGUGUGCGCUCUUUUGACUCUUCCAGCGCCCUUUUCAAGGCGAUACAGGGACGACUUGACUGUCCAGGUCAUCUUCUUUGGGAACGGCGAGAGGACGGGCGAGGUGACACUCAACCUCGAGGCCACUGCCGAGCAAGACGCGCCCAAGGCCAAGCUCUAG